This is a messenger RNA of Staurois parvus, 391 nucleotides long. The record is from the annotation of a GenBank genome assembly. Lineage: Eukaryota; Metazoa; Chordata; Amphibia; Anura; Ranidae.
UCAGCGACUUCUAGUGGGACUGCGGUGGGCAUUCUGACACUGGGGGGAAAUGACUUGGUGUCACUGACAUCCCCAGCGACACCAAUACAGUGAUCAGUGCUAAAAAAAGAGCACUGACACUGUACUAAUGGCACUGGGCAGGAAGGGGUUAACAUGAGGGGCGAUCAAAGGGUUAACUGUGUGCUGUGUGCUGUUUCUCUGUAAGCUGUGUCUGCUUUGGAUGGCUGUGCUGUGCACAGCCAUCCAAAGCAGUGCGUACAAGCUGACAGGGAGGAGAACUGUUUUGUUUACAAACAGUUCUCCUCCCCAUCAGAGAUGCUCGGCAAUCACCGUGCGCCAGCGAGUAAUCACUGGCCAGGACCUGGUGAUUGACAGCCACGAAUGGCGGCAC